Messenger RNA from Xenopus laevis (African clawed frog), 2116 nucleotides. It is a transcript of the gene tmem65.L, whose product is annotated as transmembrane protein 65. The transcript has 8 exons. Gene Ontology annotation, biological process: regulation of cardiac conduction; cardiac ventricle development. Gene Ontology annotation, cellular component: mitochondrion; membrane. Lineage: Eukaryota; Metazoa; Chordata; Amphibia; Anura; Pipidae. Bases 966 to 1718 code for a protein of 250 amino acids. The record is from RefSeq and is a predicted model, not a curated record.
CGGGAGUUGACGCAUGCGCAGUACCCGGAAGAGCUGGGACAGCGUAAAGAGGGGCUGGCUUAGAAGGUUUAUAGGUCCGUGAAUAUCGCCGCUGCUUCUCACCGCUGGAUUAUUGGGGGAGAGUUGUCGACACUCGACCGGGACUCGCAGCGCAAAGACUGGGUUUAAGAGGAGCCGGGCUGCAAACCGUUCCUUCCCCUCCGUACGGACUGGAUUCCUAGUCUGACCCGGACUCUCUCUACAUGCACAGCCUGCUCUGUGUCGGGCUCCCAUCCACACCCUGCCCGCACCUCUCACUGCUCACUCCUUGCACUUUCACUGCUCACUAAUUGUACUCUCACUGCACUUCCAAUCACUCACAUGUGCAGCACCCUGCACCCUCCCCACUGUAGCCAGUGACAGGGACCCCCAGCAGCACCCAGCACCCUAUACUGCACCUGAGCCACAUACUGAUUUACUCUACCCUGAUUUUUAUAUAUCACUAUAAUACCUGCAACUCUCACCUCCUCAUUAUUAUUAUUAUUAUUAUUAUUAUUUCUAUAUCCCUUUUAUUUACCUUAUUCUCUUAUUCUGCAGCAUCCACAGGGGUGCCCAGACUUGAGAGGCUUCUGUAUCUGAUUUUAUAUUAGGAAUCACUAAGAAAUAAUCAUCCUCGUUCAUUAUAAAGCGAUUACAUUUAAUAGUGCUACACCAUUUAGAAAAAUUGCACGUGCUUCCAAAAGACCCCCAAACCCCUUAUAAAAAAAACAAGCGUAAUGAUAAUAGGCGUAAGCUGUGUAGACCACAAUAAGGAUAUGAUUCAGCUGGAGUAAUGGUAGUUGGACACUAAGGUUGAUCUAUGCACAGUUCUGUAUAGGGUGUGACAUCCCCAAAUCACUCUACGUCCCCUUUCACUAUACACGCCCCCCACACCAUUGAGCUGACAGCAGCUUUAUCGCUGAAACCAGCUGAAAACACACAAUACAAUGUCAAUGUUCCCUUUUGUGAGUCGGACUGCUCUGCGUCCUGCUGUGUAUCUGAAGACAUGGAGCAGGCUAGGGGUAGGCAAGCAACAGUGCACCGGGGGCGCAGCCAUGCUGAGCUGCAGGUUAUUGGGCACUCACCCAAGAAAGGAGCCUAUUGAAUCCCUAAACACGGCUCAAGGGGCCAAGGACUUCAUCUACAGCCUGCACUCCACUGAGAGGAGCUGCCUCCUGCGGGAGCUGCACAAAUUUGAAUCUAUAGCAAUUGCACAAGCCUCCCGAUAUCCCAAAACCCACCUGUUCAAGAAUAGCCGGAUUCAUGAGUUGCCUUCAGAAAAACUGGAAGUCGACCCGCCUUCUUCAGGGCAACUAAAGCACGUUUUGUUCCACAAUGCUCUUCCAUUCGUAGGAUUUGGCUUCUUGGAUAAUGCCAUCAUGAUUGCUGCCGGGACACAGAUAGAACUGUCUAUUGGGGUCAUUUUAGGAAUAUCCACCAUGGCAGCUGCCGCCUUAGGAAACCUAGUGUCAGAUUUAGCAGGACUUGGCCUUGCAGGUUAUGUUGAAGCCAUAUCUUCUAGGCUGGGUCUGCCGAUCCCUGACCUGACACCAAAACAAGCAGAUAUGUGGCAAACGCGUGUUAGUGCCCACUUGGGCAAAGCAAUAGGAGUGUCCAUUGGCUGCAUACUAGGAAUGUUUCCCCUUUUGUUCUUUUCUUGGGACGAAGAGAAAACUGCAGAGGAGAAGAAGAAGAAAUAACAUCGACCGUCCCAGUGAAACCCAUAACUCGUAUAGUUUGCAGUGCACAGAAAAUAAGACUUGUACGUGGGAACAAACGGAACGUUGCACUUCCUCACAUCAUGUUCACCUGACAUUCAUUGACUUCCUAUUUAUAUGCAGAGACAUGGCAAACCUUGCCUGUGACUUCCAGGAAAAAAAAAAAAAGCAAGUUGGUCUGAACAGCAGUUUUCAUCUAUAGGAAUCUCCAGCUUCUCCUGAACUCCAGCUCUUAGUCCUUUAGCUGCUGGAGGGGGGAGGCUGAGAGUUGUAGUUCAGCAAUCUGCUAUUGUGCUUCUCUCAUUGUGACCCUAUAUAUAUAUAUUGCAAACACUAACUAGGUGCAGGCUCUUCCCAAUAAAAUGACACUAUACCUGCAA